Molecule: messenger RNA, 1865 nt
Organism: Xiphias gladius (swordfish)
Lineage: Eukaryota; Metazoa; Chordata; Actinopteri; Istiophoriformes; Xiphiidae
Gene: rxraa
Product: retinoid X receptor, alpha a
Exons: 11
Coding region: 303-1808 (501 amino acids)
Biological process (GO): anatomical structure development; response to retinoic acid; cell differentiation
Cellular component (GO): RNA polymerase II transcription regulator complex; nucleus
Molecular function (GO): retinoic acid-responsive element binding; nuclear steroid receptor activity; zinc ion binding
Source: RefSeq, a predicted model, not a curated record
ACACCGAGCACGAGAGGGAGAGGAGAGGAGUGUGAGCGCAGCAGCUGAGUGAACAAACAGAGGCAGAGACACUAGGUUAUCUCCCGAGACUAUCAGACACCGACCUGUCACUUUUACCGCUCCGAGACGAGUCCCGUCUUCUGGAAGAGGACAGCAGCGGCAGCAGCAGCAGCAGCAGCAGAGCCCUGGUCUGGUCUGGUCUGGUCUGCUCGAGCAGCAGCAGCAGCAGCAGCAGCAGCCGCCUGUGAAAAACUCCCAAACGCGGUCGUCUCAGCUGGCAUGAGCUAACCUACCAGACAGACAUGGAAACCAAACCGUUCUUGUCAUUGGGGUUCCUGAAGCCCCAGUGCUCGUUGGCUCCUCCCAUGCAGCGAGGUCGCUCAGGCGAGGCUUGUUCCUGUUUCAGUGGCGUGUGUCCCCUCCAUCAGCGUCGCCUAUCCUCAGAUUCUUCAGGCCAGAUGACCUCCUCACCCCUGGGCUCACCCACAUCCCACCGGGGAAUGCACCCUUCUCUGCUCAGCCCAACGUCCAUGGGGCCCUCUGGCUCUCUUCACUCUCCCAUCAGCACGCUGAGUUCACCCAUGAACGGCAUGGCCUCCCCCUUCUCCGUCAUCAGCUCACCCAUGGGCCCUCACUCCAUGAACUCGCCGGGCAUGGGCUACGGCCCCAGCGUGAGCCCCCAGCUGAACUCUCCGAUGAACUCGGUCAGCAGCACAGAGGACAUCAAGCCCCCGCUGGGCCUCAACGGUGUCAUGAAGGUCCCCGCCCAGCCGUCAGGCACAGCCCUGUCACUCACCAAACACAUCUGCGCCAUCUGUGGUGACCGCUCCUCAGGUAAACACUAUGGGGUAUACAGCUGUGAGGGCUGCAAAGGUUUCUUCAAAAGGACAGUGCGCAAAGACCUGACCUACACCUGUCGUGACAACAAGGACUGUGUCAUCGAUAAACGCCAGAGGAACCGCUGCCAGUACUGUCGCUAUCAGAAGUGUUUAGCCAUGGGCAUGAAGAGAGAAGUUUUGUUACAUGCAGCCGUUCAGGAGGAGCGCCAGCGAGCCAAGGACAAAAAUGAGAAUGAGGUGGAGUCCACCAGCUGCGCCAACGAGGACAUGCCCGUGGAGAAGAUCCUGGAAGCCGAGCAGGCGGUGGAACCCAAAACCGAGACCUACAUUGAGACCAACCUUGGUGUGCCAUCUAAUUCGCCCAACGACCCAGUGACAAAUAUCUGUCAGGCGGCUGACAAACAACUCUUUACUCUGGUGGAGUGGGCCAAGAGGAUCCCCCAUUUCUCGGAGCUGCCGCUGGACGACCAGGUCAUCCUUUUACGGGCAGGUUGGAAUGAGCUCCUCAUUGCAUCAUUUUCGCACCGCUCGAUAGCGGUCAAAGACGGGAUUCUGUUGGCAACGGGGCUGCAUGUCCACCGCAACAGCGCCCAUAGCGCCGGAGUGGGAGCCAUCUUUGACAGAGUGCUCACAGAACUGGUGUCUAAGAUGAGGGACAUGCAGAUGGAUAAGACAGAACUGGGGUGCCUUCGAGCUAUAGUCCUUUUCAACCCAGACUCCAAAGGUCUGUCCAACCCAGGUGAGGUAGAAGCCCUGAGAGAGAAAGUCUAUGCGUCUUUAGAGGCCUACUGCAAACAGAAAUACCCCGAGCAGCCUGGCAGGUUUGCCAAGCUGUUGCUGCGGUUACCAGCACUGCGCUCGAUCGGCCUCAAGUGUCUGGAGCACUUGUUCUUCUUCAAGCUCAUCGGCGACACGCCCAUCGACACCUUCCUCAUGGAGAUGCUAGAAGCUCCGCAUCAAAUGACAUAAUAGCAUAGAGGGGUUGAUCCCUCCCCGCCCUCUCGCCCCCCCCCCUCCUCCCCUACA